AUUAGAAUUAGCGAGUUAUUCGUAAGCCACACUUUAUUCCCGUUUAUUCCCUUUAUUCCCUUAUAUUUCUGAAAAGAUAUUUAAGCAUUCUAACUGUUUGCUUGUUCAUGCAUUCAAUAACGUCGAGGAAGGUCGUGUCAACAUGUCAGAUUCGUUGCUCUCCCCAAGCACCACGCCAGAUGGCUUAGAACCACGCUUUUCUCUCCCAAGCACGACUCCACGUUCUAGCAAAACUCCUCUAGUAAUAGGUGGCGUGACAAUCUAUAUCUAUGGAUUAGAGGAGAUAAAAAAUAAAUCCGGAGUGGACGUGGGUGUGCUUUAUCUAGCUCACAACCGAACAAGGACGUACUUGGUGACAGAGGGCAUUGCGCAUGAAAUAUUGCAUAGGUAUAGAAAUGAUGGAAGGAACAAAAAAAUCGAGAUGAUUGCCGUCACCAUGAAUAUGAGAAACCAUGGAGAUCGUGAAGUUAGUCGAGAAGCAAACUUGACUUGGUCAGGCGGCAAUGAAAAUCAUGCUAUGGAUUUGACAUCUAUGAUAUCCGGAGCGACCCAAGACUUCAAACUUGUUCUCGACUUUCUACCAGCCUACCUUCCACAAUAUACUCGAUUUCACAACAUCAUGCUUGGUGUAUCCCUGGGGGGCCAUACGACCUGGCGUAUGGCAUUAGCCGCGCGUGACCAAAUCGAGGCUUUCGGAAUGGUUGUCGGUUGUCCAAAUUUGACAUCUCUCCUCCUCGAGCGCCUAGGCAUUGACGCUGCAGUAUUUGGCGUAAAGGGAGAAGAAUUAGAAACAAUUGAUUACGAUCAACUAGAAAAGGUUAUGAACGAACAGCAGCGACGACGAUGGCCGCGAGCACUGGCUGAACUGAUCCGCGAGGACGAUAAGAGGAUACUUGAAGAAUUUCCCGCCAAUGUGCCACUGUUUAUGUGUAAUGGAGAGUACGACAAACUAGUUCCUUCACGGUAUACUUCAUCAUGGCUAGAAAGAAGAAAAGCUAUGCUGGAUGGAGGUAUGGCCUCGGAGGAAAGCAAAACCAGGCUAUUUAUACAAGAAAACACGGGGCACAGCUGUACCAAAGAAAUGGUAGCGAUGCUUGCCGACUGGCUGGGAGAUUUAUACAAACUGUAAAAUUGGGCGCGGAAUGGAUGAGU
Molecule: messenger RNA, 1152 nt
Organism: Trichoderma asperellum CBS 433.97
Lineage: Eukaryota; Fungi; Ascomycota; Sordariomycetes; Hypocreales; Hypocreaceae
Source: RefSeq, a predicted model, not a curated record